CCGCCGUGUUUGUGUAUAGUGUGAUGUUGAUGUUUUGGCUCAGUUGGAGAGGCGUGACGUUUAAUGGUAGAUCUGCACUGAGGACGUUUGCGUUCUUCUUUUCUCCCGCUGCAGUUUACCUCAAAAACAGCUGGCUGAGAGAUGUCCGACAGCUCCAGUGACACGGAGUCGUCCUGCGGGUGGACAGUCAUCAGUAAUGAGGGUUCGGAUAUUGAGACGCUAGGUCCAGAUAACCCCGGAGAUUGUGAGGAUGGAGAGGUUAGCCGCUCUCCAGAUGCAGCUGACGCCAAGCGAGGUGAGGAGAGUUUGGGAGAGUCUUCGUUAGAUCUCACGCUGAGAGAGGAGGUGGAGGCGGAACCGGCGCCAGAGGCGGGCGGAGAAGAACACGUGAUCCUGUGCUCCUCUAGCGACGCCUCUGACAUCGUCAUGCUGGCCGACUCUCGGGAGGCGGAGACUGACUCGUGGGAGGAGCCUGUUGCUAAGGAGACAGAGGAGGCAGGAAGUGAGGAGCUCGAUCUCGGAAGCUCGUCGAGCAGCCAGUACACGUUUAGAGAGUCGGAGACGAGCUGGCGUUGGAGCGGAUGGGGAUUUUCCAGGACUCUGUGGGAAUACGGCAGCCAUCUGCACAGCUCUCUGUCUCUCUCAGUGUUCCCGGCGGAUCAGCCGGUGCAGCGAGACGGCAGUAACAGCAGCAGUGAGGAUGAGGAGGGUGAGACGAAGGCCGGUCCUGUGGUGAGGAGACGCCGGGUGAGGAGGAGCACCGCCGGCUCGGACCCUGGAGAGCCGCCGGAGACCCAGCGGAGACAGGAGGAGGUGAUCGAGGAGACAGGAGCUCUUCAGGACGGCCGUGCUGCCCGGCGGGACCAGGGUCCUGUCAGCGGCACCUUAAACAAAUGCAUCCUACUAGCGCUGCUCAUCGCCAUCAGCAUGGGCUUCGGACAUUUCUACGGCACAGUUCAGAUCCAGGAGAGGCAGAAGAUCGUGGAAAAGAGUCGCAUAAAUGAGCUGGAAGCUCCGUGUCCGAGAAAGCUGGACGUUGAAGCGGUUGAGGAUCUCAGGGAAGACCUAGAGGAAAAGCAAGACAUGGUGAUGUCCCUCAUGAACGUCAUGGAUAAGAUAACUAAAGAAAACCUGCAUCUCAGAGUCACACAGGAAGAGUUACAGGCCCAAAGGCAAGCUUUAUACGUACAACUGACGCAAACCAAAAGCGUGAUGGAGUCUCGACAGAACGACCUGAGCACGGAGAACCAGCACCUUAAAGUCUCUCUGGAGCGAGAAGAGGCGUCUCUGUCGGCCCUUCAGGAGGAGCUGAGGCAUCUGCGGGGACAGAUACGGGAGCUGGAGGAGCGAGGAGCCGGGGCCGACUCCAUCAUGUCCGAGAACCAGCGACUCAAGGGCCACUUGCUGGAGGAGAAGCAGAAAGCGCGCAGCUUCAUGAGCCAAAGAGAAGCGCUGAUGCUCGAAGCCCAGGAGCUCCGGAAGGAACUCGAUAAAGAGCGCAAGGUGACCGGCGAGCUCAAGGAGGAACUGGUGGAGAUGAGAAAGGAGGGCCCCGAGGGCCCCGAGUCGGAAGAACUCCAGACGCGACUUCAGGAGCUGGAGAGCAAGCUGAAGUUCGAGCAGCAGCGCUCCGAUCUUUGGGAGAGACUGUAUGUGGAGUCGAAGGAGGAGCGAGCGAAGGGCGACCGGGACGUCAAGACCAAGAUCCCCAAAGACGGCGUGCUGGGGAAAGUGAAGGAAACCUUCGACGCCGUCAAGAACUCCACGAAGGAGUUCGUGCACCAUCACAAGGAGCAGAUCAAGAAAGCCAAAGAGGCGGUGAAGGAGAACCUCCGCAAGUUCUCCGACUCGGUCAAAUCGACGUUCAGGCAUUUCAAAGACUCGGCUUCGAACGUCUUCAGCCACCGGAAGAGGUUUCACGACGACAGAGCCGAGCGGGAGCAAGGAAACAAGCGCGCCGAAGACUGGCAGCCGCAGAAGCCUUUACACCGGCCCCCGCGCAAGUCCCCCCUCGACGCCGAGCGCAACACGCGCAAACCCGGCGCUCGGAGGCAGAAAGCGGCGCCCAAAGGCUGCUCGGGGGUGUUCGACUGCGCCUACCAGGAGUCCAUGAGUCUCUUCAACAAGGCCAUGGAUCCCGUCCGCGCCGACGAGUUCAACGAGCUCCUGCGCAGCUAUCUGCAGAAAGAAGUGGGCCACUUCCGCCACUGGAGGGAGCUGGAGAGCUUCAUCGACGAAUUCUUCCACGACGGCGUCUUCAUUCACGACCGCAUGCUGUUCACGGACUUCGUCAGCGGCGUCGAGGACUACCUGGAGGAGAUGGACGAGUAUCACAGCCUCAGCGACGACGUCUUCGAGGACCUGGACGACUACAUUUACAGACACAUAUUUGGAGACACGUAUUUAAAAUACUUCGGGCCGAGUCGACCCUUCGAAGGGCCGGGGUCGAAGGGCAAGGCGUGGCGGCAGCAGAAGAAGCAGCAGCCUCGUCCUCGUCCUCAUCCUCAGAGAGCCAAGAAAUGGAGCCAGUCGGGACGAGACCCCAACCGACAGUUCGCAGACGUCAAAAUAGAGCUGGGUCCCAUGCCCUUCGAUCCCAAAUAUUAGGAGAAACAUUUCAGUUCUUCUCUAUGUUGCUUCCGUUUCGUUUGUUUCGUCCUGGAGAAGGUUCAAGAAAGCUUUUGGGUUCACCUUUUCUGUGAAUAUUUUUAUUUUUUUUUUGCACAGUGUAAAUGUUUGAAUGCUGGUUGAAUGAUUUCUCUUUCUGCACUUUUAAGCAGCUUAGGAUUAAUUAUUGCUAGGUGUUUUUGGAGGCGCAUUUACGUUCCCUGAAGUUACGGUGAAAAGUAUUGGAAAUUGUUAAAAUAAAAUGCGCAAAUUAUUUUGGAUUGCUAACCAAAAAGGCACUCUGUUUUGUUGCAUUUAAUUAGUGCUGUCAAACCAUGAAUUGCAUCCAAAAUAUGUUUUUAUAUACAAAAUGUACUGUGUAUAUUUAGUAUGCAUAUAUAAAUACACAUACAUACAGUAUAUAUCUUG
Puntigrus tetrazona (Sumatra barb) is the source of this 3036-nucleotide messenger RNA. RefSeq names its product cell cycle progression 1 (gene ccpg1). NCBI's taxonomy places the organism in Eukaryota, Metazoa, Chordata, Actinopteri, Cypriniformes, Cyprinidae. The record is from RefSeq and is a predicted model, not a curated record. The transcript is spliced from 12 exons. Gene Ontology annotation, cellular component: membrane. Bases 142 to 2607 code for a protein of 821 amino acids.